AUUUAGAUGAACGAAAGAAAGUGUUGUGUUACGGCCUCAAAUUUUGGCGUUAUGAAAAGAAAGAAAUAGACGAUUCAUUUUUAGAAAACACAUUUGACAAUUCAUUUUUAUUCUGUUCCCACUUCUUAUGGGCAAGCAAACGAAACCAUUGCAAAACAAAUGUAUAUCAAACAGCCCGGGAAUCAUAUUCAUGACAUUGGACUUGUCAUAAAUCCAGCUUUUCCAUUUUUAGGUGCUACACCAGAUGCAAGUGUUUGUGAUAAAGGCGAGACUGAGCUCAUUGAAAUUAAAUGUCCUUUUUCAGCUCGAGAUAUGACACUUACAGAAGCAUGCAAUACACUGAAAGAUUUCUUUUCAGUGCAAAAUGAUGAUGAAUAUAAAUUUAGAAACCAUAUUCACUGGUUUCAGAUUCAGGGACAAUUUCUCAUAACUGGGGCUCAAUUUUACGACUUUUUCACUUUUACAAGACCGGAUUUCUGCAUAGAGAGAAUGUCUAUAAAAUAAGGUUAGCUAACCUUUGACAGCACCAACUAUAUUCUCUAUCUGUACCAUUUCAUUAAAGCAUUUUCUUCACAGUUUUCAUACUCAAUCAGAUUUGACUUGAUAGAAUAUCUGUAAAGAAAUUUGUACAUACAUGAUUAUAUUUUAGAAUUUUUAUAUCAGAGAUUGGUAGAGACUAAUUUUGUAAUUACAGCAGUAAAAUAUUUUAAUUGUUUGCUGCUAAAGCCGGUCGUCUAAUUUUAAUAAAUAUGAUAAUUAGACUAGCCAUUAAUUAAAAAAAUGCAACAUUAACACAAUUUUCUCAAUUUUAAUUUCAUGCUAUUACCAUAACUUGAGUUACAGAUGCAUAAAGAAUGUAUGUACUUUAUA
Molecule: messenger RNA, 870 nt
Organism: Patella vulgata (common limpet)
Lineage: Eukaryota; Metazoa; Mollusca; Gastropoda; Patellidae
Source: RefSeq, a predicted model, not a curated record